AUGAUCAGUGACCCCAACAAGACCCCUGCACAUUUAUUUAAAGUCACGAUCAGUGACCCCAACAAGACCCCUGCACCUUUAUUUAAUGUCAUGAUCAGUGACCCCAACAAGACCCCUGCACCUUUAUUUAAUGUCAUGAUCAGUGACCCCAACAAGACCCCUGCACCUUUAUUUAAAGUCAUGAUCAGUGACCCCAACAAGACCCCUGCACCUUUAUUUAAAGUCAUGAUCAGUGACCCCGACAAGACCCCUGCACCUUUAUUUAAAGUCACGAUCAGUGACCCCGACAAGACCCCUGCACCUUUAUUUAAAGUCACGAUCAGUCACCCCGACAAGACCCCUGCACCUUUAUUUAAAGUCACGAUCAGUGACCCCAACAAGACCCCGGCACCUUUAUUUAAAGUCACGAUCAGUGACCCCAACAAGACCCCUGCACGUUUAUCUAAAGACAUGAUCGUUUCACUGAGCCCAACAACACCAUUGAAUUUAACAUACACACUUGACCGGUGA
Oncorhynchus nerka (sockeye salmon) is the source of this 510-nucleotide messenger RNA. RefSeq lists its product as uncharacterized. Bases 1 to 510 code for a protein of 169 amino acids. The transcript has a single exon. NCBI's taxonomy places the organism in Eukaryota, Metazoa, Chordata, Actinopteri, Salmoniformes, Salmonidae. The record is from RefSeq and is a predicted model, not a curated record.